This is a messenger RNA of Seminavis robusta, 2679 nucleotides long. The record is from the annotation of a GenBank genome assembly. NCBI's taxonomy places the organism in Eukaryota, Bacillariophyta, Bacillariophyceae, Naviculales, Naviculaceae.
AUGAAAGACGCAACUAGGCAAGCUCACAGCCAUGAUAAUGACGACCUGACUGCUCCGCCAUUGACUCAACGAAAGUACAAGUCUGUGGGUUCCUCUCUUUUGGGUAACAUCGUUGCCAAUUCGAGCUUUGUCGAAAAUGCGCUGUAUGAAUCGGUCGCCGUUGUCAAGACCGUUCCAGAGAGGGAGACAGAAGAAGACGAAGCACGAAAGACACCGACGGGGCACUCACGCAGAAGAAGGCGCAGUGACCGGCGAUGGAAUGCUGCUUCGAGUUCCAGCUUACAAUUCAACCCUGAUGACAGCACCAACGAAGAGCCAGUGCAAGUUCCACCACUCUUGUCUGGUAGUGGCGGUGCAUUGCAAAGGGUAAGGAGCUAUGAACGAAAUGCGGCAAAGAAGUCCACACUCCGCAGAUGCUCUUCCACCGUUGAGGUGAACAAAAUUUCCGUCUCUGGCAUGGCAAGGGUAACGAGACCAAGCAAUAACAAUGUUGCUUCGUCUGGUUCCAACUUGCAACUGAGUGACGAUGGUAAGAAAGAAGCACAAGUGCCUCCACCAAAUGGGGAACAACUUCCGGCACUCUUGCCGCGUCUUUCAAAACCAAAGAGUUCCCGUGCGUUGAGAAGAGUCAAGAGCCAGGAAGGAAAGAUGACAAAGAAGUCAACCCUCCGGAGAUGCGCUUCCACGGCAGAAGCGACGCCCUUGUCGGUUCAAGACGUGUUCCUAGUGGGGUCCUCCGCUGACCUGGCAAGGAUAAAGAGACCAAGCAGUGCUGAAAAGAUCAAAGCUGCCAAAAAAUCCAAUGGGUUGGAGGCUGCAACAGCAAAACGUCUCACUGAGUUAAGUUUUGCCAUUAGCAACCACGGAGUCGAAGCCGCUUCUCGCCUCGUCACAUCUGCCACAAAAGAACCAACAGCCGGAAAGAAAGGGGGUGGCACUGCUAAGUCAACAACCAAGACACGAAGGACAAGGACUAACGAGAGGCUUUCCCGAAGUAAACAACUCGCAAGAUGCAAGUCUCUAGAAGAGUCAAAGAAGGUACCCGUUCGUCGUGCACCUAGAGAAGAGAAACCUGAUACGUCUGCUGCAAUGGCCGAAAGGAAGAAGAAAACUUCCGAAAAGAGGAUCUCAACAGGUCGUAUCCGUAGGGCCAAGUCCACCCCGGAAGUGAAGGAGAGCGAGUCCAAACUCGCUAAGAGUCUUCCAAAACGGAGUGCUACGUUGGAUGAGUCCACGCAGAUGGUUCAAUCAUCCAAAGAUUGCACCAAGAGGGGCAGACGAACCAGAGCAAGUCGUCGUCAGGGAUCCACCAACAAGGCAAAGGAGUUGCGAAUGUCUGCCUCCGAAAGUGCCUUCACCUUGAGGAGGUCAAAGUCUCGUUCCAAACGAUUGACCAAAGAUGUUUCUUUUAGGCGUUCCUCAUCUCGGCGUAUCAAAUCCAAGAAAGAAACAUCUGCCUCCACACAACUAAGGGACAUUUUGGACGUAUCCUCGGACGAUAUGUGUAAAUCAGAAAUCAUUCCGCGCAGCACGGUACGUUCAGCCAAGUCUGAUGCGACGACAAGGAAGGAUUGCAGUACCAGGCGAUCUACACAAGCAAGGGGCAUUUUGGACGUAUCUUCGAACGAUAUGUGUAAAUCAGAAAUCAUUCCGCGCAGCACGGUACGAUCAGCCAAGUCUGAUGCGACGACAAGGAACGAUUUGCCAUGCCUUGCAACGCCUGAGGGCGUGAGAAGGUGUCGUCGUCCACGAACGUCAGAAACUCCAAAAGUGCCCAAGUCUUGCGGGACGAUCGGUCAGCACUCUAGUCGUCUUCGCGCAUCGAACACGAACACCAUGGAUAUGUCAAUGUCGUGCGGAUCUCUGGCUUUGUCAAGAAGGUCGUCACGCCGUUGUCUAAACUCUUCUGUUAGAGACUCACAGCUCCUCCAAGCGUUGAAACAAGAGCGACCAACGAUGCCUGAUGACCUGGACGGAGAGUCGGAUAGCGAUGACGAAUUCGCCACAACAACCCGCCGUGAGCCAACAUUGGAAGUGAAGAAACAAAACGUGGAGAGAGUAGAAGAAACGAAGCAAUCAAAGCUCCAAGGCUUGGAAAUGCGCUCUAGACAUAGCAUGGCCAAGCCGCCCGGGGCCCAACAAGACGUGAUUGCUGUGCUGUCCGCAGAUGGCCACGCAUCACUGUCUGCAAUGUCGAUCAUGAGCGAUUCUCGUCAUUCUUCCACCCAUUCUUCUCGUCUGAUGGAAGAUGGAUCCUUGCCAAGCCUGCGGUUUGGCUUGGACAAGUCUCAGAUGAGCUUGUCUGGCCUUCAAACAUCCUUGUCAGAUAGUAACUCCUUGUUGGUGCCUGACACGAGCCAGGAGAACGGGGUUGGUUACGCCGGCUCCAGCAGCUCGAGUUUGCUCGUCCCAAUGGUCCAUGCACAUCGCCGGCCACGAAGAAGCAGCUUACCAGGCUUAGUGGCCAAUGAUCGGCCGCAGGAACGGAGAGGCAGCCUUCAGCAGGAUAAAAACAUUGUUGCCCCGUUCAACUUGUCCUCCGAGAGGUUUCUUGCUGACCUCCAUUCCGAUUCUGACCCAGAUGACGAUGGCAGCGAAUUUGCCACCGACACAGAAACAUGGGAAAAGGAGGCAGAAGCAACUCCGAAGGUUCAAUUGGACUGUCCCGCGGCCGCUUAA